This is a messenger RNA of Fraxinus pennsylvanica, 420 nucleotides long. Lineage: Eukaryota; Viridiplantae; Streptophyta; Magnoliopsida; Lamiales; Oleaceae. The record is from the annotation of a GenBank genome assembly.
AUGACAAGCUACGCCAAGUUUUUGAAGGACGUUCUAUCUAACAGACGCAAGCUAGAGAAACAUGAAAUAGUAAUGUUAACCGAGGAAUGUAGUGUUAGAAUCCAGAAAAAGGUACCUCCAAAACUUAAAGACCAUGGGAGUUUUACUGUACCUUGCACUAUUGAAAAUUAUCAUUUCGAUAAAGCUUUAUGUGAUUUAGGUGCAAGUACUAAUUUGAUACCAUUUUUUAUUUUCAGGAAGCUCGAUUUGGGAGAAGUUAAGGUAACAGCAGUAACUCUACAACUGGUUGAUCGAUCCCUUACCCACCCAAGAGGGAUUAUAGAAGAUGUACUGAUUAAAGUGGGAAAAAUCAUCUUUCCAGCGGAUUUCCUUAUCCUAGACAUGGAGAAAGACAAUGGUGUAGCAUUUAUACUAGGAUGA